Messenger RNA from Malassezia sympodialis ATCC 42132, 3054 nucleotides. RefSeq lists its product as uncharacterized. Lineage: Eukaryota; Fungi; Basidiomycota; Malasseziomycetes; Malasseziales; Malasseziaceae. Gene Ontology annotation, cellular component: cytosol; Golgi membrane; Ric1-Rgp1 guanyl-nucleotide exchange factor complex. Gene Ontology annotation, molecular function: protein binding. The record is from RefSeq and is a predicted model, not a curated record. Gene Ontology annotation, biological process: retrograde transport, endosome to Golgi; intracellular protein transport.
AUGUACUGGCCGAGCGGCAGCGCGCGGCGCCUCAGCGCGGCGCCCGCGGGGCUGCCGGACGUGCCGGACGGCGCUCUGCAUAUGGCGCGUGCGCGCGACGGCACGUUGUGGCUCUUGCUCACGCGCACCGCGCUCCUUGUAUGGCGCACGCGCCCCGCAGAGCUCGUGGCUAUCGUCGAGCGCACGCCGCGCGGUCUCGCGCAGCAUGGCGAGAACGUGCGCGCGGUAUGGCGCCACGACGCAGGAGCCAUUGCUGUGCAGACGUCGCGCGAUGCACUCCUCUUCUACGACGUCAUCCAGCCGGCGGAUGCGCCUGUGGCCCAUGCACUGUCCCGCGCCGACGCGCCGGACCUCGCGCCGUCCGCCGCGGCGCUCCUCGCGACGUUCCAGCCAGAGGUCGGCGACGCAGUGCAUACGCCAGGCGGCACGCCGCUCGGGCCGCGGUGCGCGCUGCACCUGCCGCUCCGCCACGCCCUGCACGUGGAUCCCGGCAUGGCUGCCAUAGCAGCUCUGGGCCCCCACGUGUUUGUGGCGACGCGGACGCCGGCAGCCGUGCAGCUGCUGCCGUGGCCGGGCAUGCAGGAAGCCCCGGCUGCGCCCAUGCUCCUGCGCGACCUGCCAUGGCUCGGCGAGGCGCCGAUCGUGCACGCGGAGCACUCGUACGCGACCGACCUCUCAGCCUGGCUCACGAGCGAUGGACGUGCGUACGUCGUGAGCCUUACGGACGCAUGGCGCGGGGCGCUCGCAUACGAAGGCGACGUACGGCCUGUGACCACGGCCGUGAACGCGCGAUUCAGCCUCCUGGCGCUCGGCCUGGACGAUGGGCGUAUCGCGCUCUUCGAGUUCCAGACAUCGACGCAGACGCCGCUGCUCACGCACGAGCUCGCGCUGCCCCCCACGCUCGGCCCGCCAGGCGCGGUGCGCACGCUCAGCUGGACGUCCGAUGGCCAUGCACUCGCGGUCGGCUGGGACCACGGCUGGGCGCUGUGGAGCCCGUUUGGGCGCCUCCUCGCGCACAGCUUCCGCGACGACUGGCAGAGCACCACGCGUGUCUUCCGCGACGGCUUUGCGUUCGGCGUGCAGAGUGUGUUUUGGGGCCUCGGCGGCACGGAGCUGUUCCUGCUGCCGACCGACGCGCGCGAUGCGUGGGUGCAUGUGCUGCCGCUCGUCAAGUCGGCGAGUGCGCUGCAUAUGACGCCGGAUGAGGCGGGCGCUGCGCUCCUACUCGAUAACGACAGCGUGUACGUGUACCGCGGGCUCGAGCAGUCCGAGGCGGGUCUGCUGGCGCCAGAGAGCGACGCGUGGCGGCGCGUGGCGCUGCCGCCCUCGUACGCCGCGGCGCAGUGGCCCCUCCAGUACGCAACGCUCAGUGCGGACGGACGCUUCCUCGCGGUCGCUGGGCGCCGCGGACUCGCGCACUACAGCAGCGCGUCAGGACACUGGAAGAUGUACGAGAACGCCGCGCAGGCGCAGGCGUUCCGUGUGCGUGGCGGCCUCGCGUGGUUCCAGCAUGUGCUGAUCGCCGCGUGCGACUGCCAGGGCGAGGUGCAAGUGCGCCUGUACUCGCGCGACCAGCCGCUCGACAAUGCGCACCUCCUCGACCUGUGCGUGCUGAAUGCGCCGGUCAUUACGCUCCAGCUCCUCGACACGAACCUGCUGCUGUACCUCGCGGACAAUACCCUCGUGCACUAUGUGGUGACGACGACCGCGACGCACAUCCGCCUCCAGCUCUGCGGCAGCAUCUCGUUUGACGGUAUCGUCGGUGAGCCGGCGCGCGUGCGCGCGUUUAGCUGGCGCCUGCCGAUGCAGGUGCCGAAUGCCGACCUCGCGCAGGCGAGUCUGCUCUUCCUGAUUGACGGCAUGCUCGUGCUCUUGCGCCCGGCACGGACGCACGACACGGAUGAACUGUCGUACGACCUGCAGAUUUUGCACGAGCACAUCGAGGCGUACUGGACGAAUGCACACGCGCACGGCCCGUGGCCCAACUCGCUUUGGGGCCUCGACGGCUCGCACAUGUGUGUGUGGCUCGAGCUGCAUGCGCAGCCCCUGCGCCUGGCGCUGCCCGAUGAGGCAUACCCCCUCUGUGUCCUGCUCGACCGCGGACUCGUGCUCGGUGCCGAGUCCGUGUCGACCGUGCGGCGUACGCUCGACACUGUGUCGUUCCGUGUGCGCCUACACACGACUCUCUUCCUUGAUACGGUGCUGCGCGCGCUGCUGACGGAGCGCGGCGUGGACAAGGCCGUGGACGCUGCGGCGCCAUACGCGGCGCUGUCGUACUUUGCGCAUGCGCUCGAGCGCCUGUGCGCGGGCGUGCUGGAGGACGAGGCAGAUGCACGACCGCCGCUCCCGCCAGCGGAGCGCCUGCUGCCGACCGUCGCUGCGUUCCUCGACCACUAUGCGUGCAGCGUCGGGGUGAUCGCGCGCGCCGCCCGAAAGACCGAAGCAGCGCGCUGGGCAUACCUCUUUGCGUGUGUGGGGCCGCCGCAGACCCUCCUGCAGCAUGCGGUGCGCAUGCGCGAGUGGGACACGGCCUGCGCGCUCCUCCUCGUCGUGCACACGCUCGACGAUGAGGCAAGCAGCAUCGCUGCUACGGGCACGGCACUCGCGCGUAUGGAGCAGGACCACGCCUGGUCAUCCAUCCGCCAGGUACUCUCGUUCCUCGCGACGAUGGACGAGCGUCGACGAAUGCGUGCGUGCCUCGCCGCGGCUGCGCACGAGGCGCCCCACUCGCUCUUUGUCCCGUGGCUCGAGGCGGCCUCCGACGCUCGUGCUGUCAGUGUCCCGAUGAAGGCGGACGCCGCGCCGCCAUCUGAGGCGCCACGCAGGGCGGGCCUCGGCGACGGCCCUCGGCGGCCGAGUCGGGCGGCGCGCUUUGAGCCGGGGGACGUAGAGGGGCCCGUCGAGACGCGCGCUUCGACGGCGCAGGUGCUCCACCGUGCCGCACGGCAUGCGUCGCUUACGCUGUCCCCCUCGAUCACGCUGAUGCAGGCAAAUGGCCGCGUCGUCGUAGGCCCCGCCACGCCCGGCGCCGCGCCGUCGCCGCGGGCGCUGUGA